CAACAGCAGGGGUGCCAAAAAUUGAAGCGAGGAAAAAGCCGGAGGCUGACAUUUUUCUCCAGGGUGUCCGCCGCAGGGAACCCAGCGCCGAGAGCCCCGGGCUUUGAACAGACACACCACUGAGGCUUGUUUUGCAGACAAAAAUCAGCAGACUGAUCCAAGUGCAACAACUCUAAAGGACCGAGGAGAGCUCCCCUUUUGAAUCCCAUCUGACAGCAAGAAGGGCUCUGGUCAGCCUGAAGUGAAGGGUCACUGAGCUCAGACACUCUCCUUCCACUGACUCACAAUUAUACACACAUAGGGGAAAGGUCACACACAUAGAGGGAUCUGCACGACGACACGUACACAUUCAUAUUUACACACACAGACUCUUUGGGAACACACACAAAGACUGCAUAAACGCAGACACACACUCACACACACACUCAGGCUCUCUGAGCAGGAUGAGGGGACCCUGGAGGUGCCUGCUAGGCUUGUGCCUCCUGGCAUGCUCAUCUUUAACCCACAGUGCCACCAACCCCUUCUCAGGGCAGCAGACCCCUCAAGACCCUUGCUAUGAUGACACAGGCGCAGCCCGUCGCUGUAUCCCCGAGUUUAUUAACGCCGCCUUCGGCAAGGAGGUGACGGUGUCCAGCAUCUGCGGCCGGCCUCCGUCCCGUUCCUGCAGCGUGGUGGAGCGUACCGACGACCGGCCUUCUGUGCGUGCGUGCCAAAUCUGUGAUGCAACCGACCCUCGUCGGGCCCACCCUGCUUCCUACCUCACUGACCUCAACUCAGCUCACAACCUCAGCUGCUGGCAGUCAGAGAAUCUGAACACCUCGCCUCACAACGUGACUCUCACGCUUUCACUGAGUAAAAAGUUUGAGAUCACCUAUGUCAGCCUGCAGUUCUGUUCACCACGACCCGAGUCCCUGGCCAUAUACAAGAGCAUGGACUACGGCAAGACCUGGAUGCCCUACCAGUUCUACUCCUCACAGUGUCGGCGUAUGUACAAUCGGCCCAACAAAGCAAGCAUUACCAAGCAGAACGAACAGGAGGCUCUAUGCACAGAUGGCCACACCGACCUCUACCCGCUGUCUGGAGGCCUCAUUGCAUUCAGCACUCUGGACGGACGGCCCUCCGGCAAAGACUUUGACAACAGCCCUGUCCUCCAGGACUGGGUGACUGUCACAGACAUCCGUGUGGUCUUCAGCCGUCCCCAGCUUCCCCGGGAGCUGGGACUGGGGGCAGGAAGCAACAGCGGAGGGAGGGACGACGACCCCAUGGCGGUGACAUCGUCGCUGCCAACUUAUUUCUAUGCAGUGGGAGACUUCCAGGUGGGCGGGAGGUGUAAAUGCAACGGACAUGGCUCGCGCUGUCUGAAAGACAAGGAAGGCAAACUGGUGUGUGACUGCAAGCACAACACGGAGGGACCUGAAUGUGACCGCUGCAAGCCCUUUCAUUAUGACCGACCGUGGCAGAGGGCCAAUGCUCGCGAGGCCAAUGAGUGUCUGCCGUGCAACUGCAACCUCCAUGCCCGUCGCUGUCGAUUCAACAUGGAGCUGUACAAGCUGUCGGGGAGGAAGAGCGGAGGGGUCUGCAUGAACUGCCGCCACAACACCGCAGGCCGCCACUGCCACUACUGCAAGGAGGGCUUUUACAGAGACAUGGCCAGACCCAUCACUCACCGACGAGCCUGCAAAGCCUGUGACUGCCACCCUGUGGGCGCGGCCGGCAAGACGUGCAACCAGACCACAGGCCAGUGCCCCUGCAAGGACGGCGUCACCGGCAUCACCUGCAACCGCUGCGCCAAGGGCUACCAGCAGAGCCGCUCACCAGUGGCCCCCUGCAUCAAAAUCCCGGUGGUCAAUCCCACAGCUGUGGUGAGCAGCACAGAGGAACCAGCAGAUUGCGAGUCCUAUUGUAAACCAGUGAAGGGCAACCUGAAGAUCAACAUGAAGAAAUAUUGCAAAAAGGAUUACGCGGUGCAAGUGAACGUGCUGGACAUGGAGACGGUGGGGGACUGGGCGAAGUUCUCAGUUAAUUUGGUGUCUGUGUACAAGAGCCGCGGAGAGCCCAUGAAGCGAGGCGACAACAUCCUGUGGGUACACAUGAAGGACCUGGCCUGCAAAUGUCCCAAGAUCCAGAUGAGCAAACGAUUCUUAGUGAUGGGCGGCAGCGACGGCGGGACGGGGACGGGGCCAGGGGUCGGGCCCGGGGGCGGGGGCGGAGCCACCAGUCCAGGGGCGGAGCGCAUCGGCUUAAUGGCCGAUAAGAACAGCCUGGUGAUCCAGUGGAGGGACGUUUGGACGAGACGCCUGAGGAAGUUCCAGCGCAAAGAGAAGAAGGGGAAGUGCAGCAAAGCGUGAUGAGAAAGCAGCGCUCAGCCCUACCUCUCCCUCCAUCGCCCACCUUCAUGAACCCUUACCUAGCGAUCUCCCUCUCCCCCCCCAUCCCCCCCGCCAUCACGGGAACACUGCACAUUAGAAAGACUGCAUGUACCCUACCUGUUUUAAGGACCACGUUUUGUGUAUAUUGUAUAAUUAUUUUCCUUUUUAUUUUUCAAGGUUCUUUGUUAUGUCUUUUUUUUGUCCAAUUGGUUUGCCUUAAAAAGGGACCAUUAAAAAGGGUAUGAAGUGUAGACAAAAGCAGACGCCAUUCCCUCCCUCGACGACGACAGCGGAAAUGUCCACUCGUCCCCGAACUACGACCCCCUGACCCUCAGCCUCCGCUUCCUGUCAAGACCGACGGUCUCCUGCCACUUUGUUUGACGUAUAAAAAAACCGCACUUCACACACUUCUGUGAGGAUUUUAUUCAACAGUGUUUGUCACUGACUGAUUUCAGCAACGAGACAAGCCGCACAUCCUCAGCCUCCUCACGUUUCAUUGUUGAAACAACUCGAGCUGGAACACCUGACAACCUUUCAACGUUUGCCGUUAAACAUGUUGAGUCUCUGCAGUAACGUCUACAGACUGUAACUAUGAAACUCUUGUCCCGCGAGGAACCAAGGGCUCCCUUUGCAGGGACGUUUUCCACAGCAAACCUCAGUCUCACCACCACUGCUGCUGCAGCCAGACAGCCCUCACAGAACACACUGCUCGUGUAGGCUCUUAUAUCUGCAAGUAUUCGAUGCCACUGCUCAUAGUAGAGUUUAUAUUCUUCGUGUGGCUACUUGUAUCUCAUCCAUCCAUAUCCCAGCCAUAUCCUUAUUUGAGAUAUAUCUUUUUGUUUCAUUUUAGGCAGAACAAACCCUGUCACCAUGUGUGAGUCACAUUCCAGGCCUCCGGGGCUGUGCCUCUUCACCACUAGUCCCUCUCAUGAGUGGUUUAUAAAGUCAUGCAUCACCAUCAUGACUCAUUGCUUGUCACUUUUUCUGGAAGAAAGAUUAAGCGGUGUGGACAAAUGGCUGGAAUUUCAGAACAAUACCAAUAUUUCCAAGGAGACUUUUUUUGCUUUAUGGAUAAUGUCUUCCGCUCGGUAGUGGCCUUCCAGAUGUUGCUGUGUGGCCAUUGUCAUUUCUUUGUAUUUAAAUGUCUGAACAUUUGGACUGGCAGACUUUUGUUUGCCGAAAUAAGAGAUUGAAACGAGAGUUCCUUUUCAUGCAGUAAAAAGAAAACAAAGUCGGAUAAACAACAUAAUCGUGUUUUUCUCUAGUGUAUUUUGACAAAAUGAAUGAGGCUGGAAAGUUUUUAGUGCUCACUGAUUGUAUUCUGACAUGAGAGGAUCAUAUUUCGUUCCUCAUGUGCUUUGUUAUGUUUGCAUGUUUGUGGUUUUUGCUGGUCCAUCAAAACCUUACAGUGAGCAGAGCAAGAACUAAACUAAAAGUGAGCAUCGAGAUCCAAAGGAAAACUUCCCAAGUCAUCUUCCCCCCACUUGCCUACCCUCACACAGUCCCUGUCAUCCUUUGCCAAAUAAGCAUAGUCAGUUUUUAAAUUCAAUUAAGCGACUAUAGAAGUCAGGACCAACAAAAACCACAGAGAGACCCGUCUGGUUGCUCUCAAGCUUUUAAUCUGCCUUUUGCUGUUAUUUCAUUUUGUAAAGCACAUUAGAAUUUAUUUAAAUAGAGUACAAGAUAAACACACAGUUUUGAGGGGCACGUCAAGCUAGCGUAGCAGCGAGUGUGCCGACAAGCAUGUCAUGCUAGCGAGUGGUUACGCUCCUCUGGCUGCGGCGGUAUGUUUGGUUUGUCAUUCUUCCAAAAGUGUCUCUCUGCUCUCUUCUCCGUGUCAGCCACCUUCCUCCCCAAACUCUCUCUUUUAACCCAUUUUGCAUGUUGUGUAUUCAGUGUCUUAGAUAAGUGACAGCGCAGAACGAGGCUGCCAAAACUCCUCAGCGGCGUUACUGUAACGCGCUGUAGAUCUUGUUUUCACGUCUUCCGAGAAUGUAUGUCAAACUGUGAAGAACACACUCACGCAUGUGUACGGUCUGAUUGUAAGUGUUUAUGAAAUAAUGUCACCAAGCUUAAGAAUGUGGACGUCAUGACAGUUAAUGCUAUUAUAAACUCUGAGCAGGAUGUUGUUCAAAUCAUUGUGGAUCUUCAUGCUUAUCUGACAGUUUUGAUUAUAUUAUCCAAAAACAAACCUGUAACCAAAAUUCAUUAUCACCCGCCGCGAUGACAAAAGUUUGGUAACUCUUUCUAUGUGUAUAAUGCAUUACAAACAUACUUAUAAAGCAUUAUAAUCUUAUAAAAGCACUGUGUACUUACAGUUAUAAGCACUCAUACGUAUUAAUAAUGCUUUAUAACAGUAAUCAUAACACAUAAAGCAUUUUAUUAUGACUUGUAAGGUCAUAAUACUUUAUAAUUGCUGGUCACUCACAGGAUCAGAGUAUUAUAAUUCCCAUUGUUGUUGUAUAAAAACUGUUAUAAUGCAUAAUAAUGUUAUUAUAAGUAUUCUUAAGUUAUUAUUGUUUGAUUUUAAAUACUUUACUUCACUUAAAGCAAUUAAUGACCACUUAUGGUAACUCAUAACCACAUUAUAAUAUAUUAUAACAGUGCUUUUAAUGCAUUAUUAAAGAUCAUAAUGUAUUACAACUAUGGGAAUUAUAAUACACUAUGAUCCUAGUAAAGCGAGUAAGAAGCGCUAUGAUGCUUGACCUUAUUAGUAAUUAUAAAAUGCUUUAUAAUGUGUUGAAUAUGAAUAUUUCUGAGUGAUACAAGCUGAUUAUAACACAUGUUUAUAAUGCAUUACAGACGUGGGUAUCAUAGAAAGUGUAGACAGCACUACGCCCGGGGCACAAUUCCCACCGUUGGAAAUUCGCAAAAAUGCAGAACCAAACAGUCAAUUAUUUGUGCGUUGGCUGUCCGCAGUGGCCCGUCAGACAGGUGGUGUUACAGUAGCACCAGUCUCCUCGCCCCGGUAUGUGAGUAUGGCGUGACACAUUAUGAUUGAUGGUCAGAGUACGUGCCCGUGAGGCCUCUCUGGCGCUCAACCUCUUAAGCGCCCAACAAACCUGCGAAGGAACUGCGGUGUCCUUGAAUCUUUCUUCCAGGCACAAAAUCCUUCUUUCCUUUUCUAUUGGCUCCCAAGUGCCCACCCUGAAUGUUGGAAUAAAGAUAAGAAGUAAGAGUGAGCCAGAUGUUGUUUGGGGGGUGGAAGCGUAGUCCUGUGAAAGCUAUUUAGUGAGCCUCAUAGGGAGAGCCGUCCUGUUGUUUUACGUUAACAAGCCCAGCAGCUUGGCAGUGGAACUGAGGCCAUAACUGCUUUGCUUUGUUUCCCUCCCCUCUUUGCAGCAUUUAUAGCAUUCAACGGUGUGUGUGAGUGUGUGUGUGUGUGUGUGUGUGCGUGUGUGUGUUUGUCUAAUUCCCCGAGUAAACAAGUGAUGCACAUGACCUGAAGGUGCAGAGAUUUGAGAGAGCUCUCAUCUGAAGCGGCACUAAGCUUCUCAGUUUGGUCACUGUUUAAUGUUUGCAUUGACGAGUCUGAACAGCUAAUGAUGAAGAAUUAUCAUUUACAUUUCCCCCCCCCCCCCCCGAUUCCCAUUUCUCUCUGGUUCGCUUCCCUCUUCGCCUUGUUUAAUAAGUCUUGACACAUUUUUAAUGUUGUAAAUAUGUACUGAACUGCCUCUACCAUUCAUGUUGUCUUUCGUAAAAGCGUCCCUUGGCCCGGGAUGACUCACGUGUAUGGAUGUACAAACCAGAUGAUGUUAUAUGGAUGUGGAAACCAGAAACAUAUGCUUUUGUGAUCACGGCCAGAAUACGUGGUUCGGAUAUUACACAGAAUGUAUUCCUUUUUUGGUUUUAUGUUGUUUCCAAACAACAACCGCCCAAUUGUAAAUGACUUUGAGGAGGAUCGUGUGCAAAUGUGACGCGGGCUGAUCGAACCCUCUCCCAUUGAGGCGCGGGAACUGACACAACAACCCACCACUCUCUCUUACAUUACUGUCCUGGGACACUCACACACACACGUUGUCUUUCUUGGGGAAAGGGAUUCUUCCCUCAGUUCAGUCCUGCUCUUCACUUCUGUUAUAUCAAAGUCUUCCUUGUACAUUUUUCCUCUGAGGCAAUGAACCACUGACUUUUUAAUCUAAAUGAUAAAAAAAUAAAUUAUUAGUUAAUGA
Cottoperca gobio is the source of this 6538-nucleotide messenger RNA. RefSeq names its product netrin 2 (gene ntn2). The transcript is spliced from 7 exons. Gene Ontology annotation, molecular function: protein binding. The record is from RefSeq and is a predicted model, not a curated record. Gene Ontology annotation, biological process: animal organ morphogenesis; motor neuron axon guidance; tissue development. The coding region runs from base 444 to 2348 and encodes 634 amino acids. Gene Ontology annotation, cellular component: basement membrane. Lineage: Eukaryota; Metazoa; Chordata; Actinopteri; Perciformes; Bovichtidae.